This is a messenger RNA of Planococcus citri (citrus mealybug), 1378 nucleotides long. RefSeq lists its product as uncharacterized. The record is from RefSeq and is a predicted model, not a curated record. The transcript is spliced from 4 exons. Bases 82 to 1161 code for a protein of 359 amino acids. NCBI's taxonomy places the organism in Eukaryota, Metazoa, Arthropoda, Insecta, Hemiptera, Pseudococcidae.
AUAAAUAUCCAAAAGCAAAUUCUUCGAGACGUUUUUUACAUUCAGUGUACUUUUGAACUUUGGUCGAGUAAGAACAACAUCAUGAUUCGAAUACAAUUCAAUACGAUAUUUUUGGUUUGUACUUUUGUACUUUUAUCCCAAACCAGCGCACGUGUUUUGUUUUCCUUCGAUACAUCUGAAGAAACUAGCAGCAGUAGCAGCAGCAGUAGUAGUAGCAGUAGCAGCGAAGAAGAAGAACAAUCGAAUUCGAAGUUAUUAAAGGAUAUUCAGCAGUUGAAACCAGAUGAACAACGUGCACUGAUGAAAAAUUUCCUCAACCAUCUCUUGACUGUAUCAGAACUGCAAACUGACGAACGCAAAAUUGAACAUGACAUGCUCCAAGACUUGACGAAAAUACCGAAUUUCGAAAACGACGCCUUGACGGCUAUCAAUAAAUUCCGCAAAGUUAUCGAAGAAGGACGGAAGGCAUUAGAUCAGCUCAUAGAAAAAAGGAAAAAAACAAUAAAUACCCAAGAUCCCGACAUCAUCCGACACUACGAAAGCAUGUGGCUUCAAGUCGAGUCAAAAAAACGCGACGAAGCGAAAGCUGCGUUGGAAAACAUCGACACGAUUUUGUCUCACUUUGCAAAGAGCUUAAAAAGCACGAUAGGCGAUCAGUUGAAAACACUCCAGACAAUGCAGAAUGUGAUAAACGAACGCAAGAAAACGGUAGAUCGAGAUAGCGUCGAAGUCCGCAAGAGAAUCAAUUUUAUUCAAGCAGCUGAAAAAGAACGCAGUAGCACGACAUCGGCCCCAGAAUCGAAUUCCCAAAUGUUUUUAUUCGACGAAAAAGACGUUAAAGAAAUACGCGAAAUAUACAACUUCUGGAUGGAUAGAUUACCCAAAAUGAAUCUGCCUGAAAGUAGGAAACUGAUCGAGAAUAUUGGAAAAAAGGGUAUGUCGUUGCCCCUGUUUUGUAAAUCUAUCGCCGAAAUUAACGUUAUUGGAAAUAAAGCCCGAGAAUGCGACAAGAAAGGCGAUAAAAUUGGCAGAGAAGUCUUGAUGAAAACGUUAGAUCAACCAAAUUAUAAAAAAGUUGACGAAAUUAUGGAAGACACGCCCCCACCUCCGCUUGAGAGCAUCGCUCACGUAGUGAGAGGGAGGUUUAUAAUUAAAAAUUAAUUAAACUGCAAUAAAAAUAUUCGUAGCCUACUCGUUAGUUUCAAAUUCCUUUUCUUUUUCGAUCAUGUUAAAUUUUAAGUUAUUAAAUAUUAAAUUAAGGAUUUUAGAUUAGGUACUUAAGUAAGUUUAUAUGUAUUUAAGAAUUAGUUUGUUGUGCAUAUUAUUUAGAGAUGACCUGAUCAUCAAAAUUAAAAAAUAAAUAAAAUACGAGAUCUUA